CCAUGAGCUGCUCGGACGUGGCCAUGCAGCAGCCCGGCGCGGCGGCGUGCGGGGCGCCCCGCUAUCUGGCCGCGCCCGCGCAGAAGAAGUUAGCUGUGUACAACAAGAUGCAGGAGUCUCUGGAAGUGAGCCUUCCCAGCAAGCAAGAGGAGGAUGAGAAGGACCAGCCUGCCGAGAUGGAGUACCUGAACUCUCGCUGUGUGCUGUUCACUUACUUCCAGGGGGACAUUGGUGCAGUGGUGGAUGAACACUUCUCCCGAGCUUUGAGCCAAGCCAGUAGCUUCAAUUCAGAGACUGCCCUUUCCAAGAGCAAGGCAGGGCUGAAUCCUCUGUGGAGAGAGAGCUCCACGAUUUCAAGCCAAAGGAGCGGAUUCCCCACCUCCUUCUGGACCAGCUCUUACCAGCCUCCUCCUCCCCCCUGCUUGAGCGGCGUGCACCCCGAUUUCCCCGUGACUGCACCAGGCACCUUCCCAGCAGCAGCAGCAGCAGCAGACCCCGGCAGCUGGCCGGGACACGGCCUGCACCAGACUGCCCCAGCCCCUGCCCCGGCCGCCGCCGAGGCCUGGCCCUACCCCUUAGCGUCUCAGGUGAGCCCCUCUUACGCACACAUGCACGACGUGUACGUGCACCGCCACCACCCUCACCAUGCCCACGUGCACCACCACCACCACCAUCACCAUCCUCACCAUCAUCCCCAGCACCGGGAGCCGCGCUACGGCUCGCUGCUGGUGCCCUCGGUGCGCGCCGCCGCCGCCAGGAUCCCCGCGGCCCAGCCCGACGGCGCCAAGGCCGAGCCCGCCGCCACCGGCGCUACCUCAGCCUGGGCCGGAGCCUUCCACGGAACCGUGGACAUCGUGCCCAGCUUUGGGUUUGAUACAGGUCUACAGCAUCAGGACAAGAGCAAGGAAACUGCUUGGUUCUGAGGUGCAGAGAGAUUCAGACCAGCUAGAGCUGGAGUCAGCAGAGCUGGGUGGGUGAUACAGCAGUGGUUGACUCCUUCUGCAUGGAGCAAAGGACACACAUGAAGAUGAAGAGCCAACUGUUCUGGUUUUGCUAUUGAGCCUUUUAUUUGUAAGGCCAUUUAUGGGUCCCACAGAGUUGGAAAAAAAACCAGAAACCUAACUUUUCUUUCUUUCCUCAUCUGAGCCUGCUGCAGCUGGGCAACCUAACUCCUUUCUGCUCCUUUAACAGUGUUUCGUUUUGUUCAGCUUGAUAUUUUUAUGAACAGUCUCAAUAGUCAGGAAAAAAGACUCUCCCUUGACUACAGUGCGCCUUCUUUCAGGAAUACAGUAUUUUGUAGCUCUUUGUGCAUCUAUUUUUGUAGAAAUACAGAAAGUUUGGGUAAGGAUCGAUGGGCUAUUUUAGGAUGACAUAUUUUUUUAAAAAAAAUUGUAAAAUUGUUAAGUUCUGUUUAAAGAACUUGCUCUCAGAGAAGCACUGGCAAAAAUGUAUAAAAUGCUAUUUUUAGAUGUCUGUGAUGUGUUUGUGCAUUUUGGGUUUUUUUUUUGUUUGUUACCUCAAAUGUCUAUCUUUCUUUUCUUUUUAAAGAGCUAAACUCCUUUGUUUCCACAUUACUAGAUUCUGAUGUUUUUGUCCUUUUUGUUCUAGCUUAAGCAAGUAUAAUUUUCACCUGAAGUUUCAGCCAAAUAUUUUUUUCCUGGUGUUAGAUUGUAGUAAAAGUGGUUCUGUUUUUCUUGCUUCUAAAGGUGGCUUUGUGCUGUGCUGACUGUCAGAAUCUUGCAAACACCUUUAGCAUAGAGCAAAGCUUGAGGUUACAGCAACUGCAUUUCCCACCCAUCCAUUCUUUCAAAAUGGACCAAAUACUCUUAAAUCAGACACGAAUAUGGGCCUCAUCUAUGAUCCACUGAAGCUGUUGAACACAGUUCUCUGUGGGUUAUGGGGCUCAUAAAUAUCAUUAAAAUCUUACAGGCAGGACUUUCAGCUAAGCCAUUUCAAGGUGGUCACUUACAACAUCAAUAUUCAGGGAAAAUGAACAAAAAAAAAAAAUAAAUCCAGGUUUAUAAAAAUGUGUGGCUUGUGGAAACAAAAGGUUGUCACAACAAGGAGAGCACAAGGAGAGCUCCUGUUGCCUUCAGGCUGUGUUUGCCUGGGCUGGGCUGUGCCGUGGGGCUCGCGGGACCCCACUGCAGCGCUGCAUUUCAUCCCCAGCUGAGCCUGCAUGCACUGGGGACACGUGGAGCCACAGCCCCCCUGCUUGGGCACCCCCCUGGCCUGGGCCUUGGCUCUGACUGGGUAAUGAAGGCUUUGCUUGGAGCCAGGCUGGGUGCCAUCAGUCCUGAGCGAGGGUGGUGAGGGCGCCGUGCGCCCCUGUGGGUUCAGUCUCUGUGCCCAGCCCUUGGGGACUCCAGCUUAGGAGGGAGUGAGGGGAGCCCAGGGUCAGCACCUGGCUUGUUGAGUCCUGGCUAUGCCUUGGAGAUGUUGCCCUUCUGCUCUGUGCACCAGGGUCCCUGUGUAGUAUUUCCUAAGGCUCUUACAAAGCAUUAUGUUCAUGUCACCACUGCUCUCAGACAUCCCUGUUUGAGAGACACGCUGGCCAACAAGAUACAAACACGUGGCUGAGAUAAGAGUUUAAUUUUAAGGCACUGAGCAUUCUAAGUGUAGUUUUGUCAGGUGGAAACCACAUGGAUCUGUGUGUGAAAGGGGAGGGGGGUGUUGGGAAGUGCCUGCCACUCUGAGGUUGCCUGCACUGCUGCUUCCCUUCAGGCUGUUUGAACUUGAUCCUAUGAGGUGUUGAGCAUUCUCCCUUGUCAAGGGAGAGGGCUUGACAUGCUGGCACUGGAGGCAUUAGGAUUAUAUCACAAUUUGGCAAGACCCUUUAGUCUCUACCUUGCUGAUUUGAAGUUUGAGACAGUGUAUAAAUGCUGAAUGGACUAUGCUUAAAUAUUGCUUCAAAGUAAUAAGGUUGUAGUCUCUGUGUUGGGAUGAUGAAUUACAUGUGGUGGGGUUUUUUUCCUCAUCUUUGUAGUCCAUCAGUAUUUCUUUCUCUCAAUAAAUUUUACUCUCAUGACAGUUCUCUAUAUUAUUGCUGCUCUGGUGGAGCUAGCUCCUCAAUUUGCCAAUAAAUUCAUAAUGCAGUGGGAAAACUGUAUGGGAGGGAAUGGAGUACCAGCUGCCACAGUUCACUUUCUUAUCAGGACAGUACAGUUCAGGGAAUAUCUCAAGAAAAAGAGUUCUGACUUAAGAAUGGUGAUAGUAUUAGAAAUACUGGGAGGAAAAAAAAUCUUA
Molecule: messenger RNA, 3246 nt
Organism: Melozone crissalis (California towhee)
Lineage: Eukaryota; Metazoa; Chordata; Aves; Passeriformes; Passerellidae
Gene: VGLL3
Product: vestigial like family member 3
Exons: 4
Coding region: 3-923 (306 amino acids)
Biological process (GO): regulation of transcription by RNA polymerase II
Cellular component (GO): nucleus
Source: RefSeq, a predicted model, not a curated record